This is a messenger RNA of Lactuca saligna, 345 nucleotides long. NCBI's taxonomy places the organism in Eukaryota, Viridiplantae, Streptophyta, Magnoliopsida, Asterales, Asteraceae. The record is from the annotation of a GenBank genome assembly.
AUGGACUCUCUUGCCACUAAAACUAAACGAGUGAAGGUUCUCUCAGUUAAGCUCAAAAAUGCUGAGAAAAAGGUUCAAGAUUUUCUUACUGACAAGGCUAUAACAAAAAUUUGUAUAUCUGAUAUUAGAAGCUUUCUCUCGGAUGUCAUUGAAACAAGAGACUCCAUGAUCACCAUCUCUAUCCGGAAGCAUCUAAAUGAGAAUUUGAGGCUGGUUUUCGCAAUGCUUCACAAAUUGCAGGGUUUUUUGGAUCAAACCUUUGUUCUAAAACAAAUGGGAGAAGGUGGGUCAACUGUUAUGACAAGAAAACAAGGUCCUAAAGCUCCAACCAAGCUAGUUGUCUAA